Messenger RNA from Poecilia latipinna (sailfin molly), 4956 nucleotides. RefSeq lists its product as uncharacterized. The coding region runs from base 873 to 4415 and encodes 1180 amino acids. Gene Ontology annotation, molecular function: nucleic acid binding. The record is from RefSeq and is a predicted model, not a curated record. The transcript has 4 exons. Lineage: Eukaryota; Metazoa; Chordata; Actinopteri; Cyprinodontiformes; Poeciliidae.
GUAGACUGAGUGUCUUCAGUUCAUCUUCAGAUAUAUUUCAUUAAGCAGUAGUUAAGAUCCACACUAUAUAAAGAAAUCAUCGUCGAGUUCGAGGAAGAGCUCGACGGACACUAGAUAAUCUACCGAACAGAUUUGAAACACCGGUGUUGAGAACAUUUAGGAGAAGUUGUUGAAUGCAGUUCCGAUGUUUUUGUUCUCGCCUGUUUUCCGUCUCAGAUUAUUAAUAUACGAGUUUUCGUGAGGGUUUCAGAGAUGGAUUAAACAAUUUUGUGCCACUUACGACUUGGAAGUAAAACAAUAACACCCCUGGAAGUUGUUAUUGCGAAUACCAAAGUCUCCGUUCGCUGAGCAAUGUGCUUGGUAUCCAAUAUGGCUGCCCGUCUACAGUCUGCGGUGUUAGUUUGCUGUUUAUUAGUGUUUUUGAUGGCUUAUUUAGCAUUAAACCGAUUACACGCAUAUUAAGCUAAUAUCUAGUUUUUAACAAAUUCCCCAAAGUGUUUUGUCUCCAGAAAAUGGAGGCAAUAUCGGGAUUGUGUUGCUAACAUUAGCCACCCUUCAUCUACAUUGGAAUGGUUAGACAUGUUUCAUACGGUAUAUUAGCAAGAAUGAAAGGCUAAAUAUGAAAUAAUAUAAAGUUGUAAGUAACCAGUAAUAUGAAACCUGUUUGACUUGCGUUGGACCAUGCGGCUUAUGCGAAGGUGCGACUUUUCUGUGUGUUUUUCUUUGACCGCCAGGGGGCUCUUUAGCAGGAAGUGAAUCAUAGGACGUCGAAGUUGGAAAUCAAAGAAGAAAGCUCCGGUUUUCAUUUAGCACAAACACGAGCUAGCAACAGGCACAAAGGAGCUUUUCUUUCAAACUCAUACCCCUUCAUUAUGGAAAUCACACGAAGAACUUCAUAUGAUGCUGCUUUUAAGUUGAAGGCCAUCGACCUGGCAGUACUGGAGGGAAAUAGAGCCGCUGCACUUAAACUCGGCGUGAAUGAAUCAAUGAUUCGGCGUUGGAGACAGCAGCAGGUAGAACUCACUAAAUGCCAAAAGACGAGAAAGGCUUUCAGAGGACAAGAAAGCAGGUGGCCUGAACUUGAAGAUGUUCUUGAGGAUUGGGUAAAUACUCAGAGAGCAGGCGGCCGAGGUGUAUCCACCUUGCAAAUCCGGCUGAAUGCCAAAUCAAUUGCCCGCCAAAUGAAUAUUGACAAUUUUAAUGGAGGACCGUCCUGGUGUUUGAGAUUUAUGAGAAGAAAGAACCUGUCCAUCAGGGCAGAGACACCUCUCUUUCAGCAACUCCCCCUGGACUACCAGGAAAAAGUUACAAAUUUCCGACAAUUUGUUGAAGCAAAGAUCGUGGAGAACGCCAUCGGACCAGACAACAUUAUAAAUAUGGGUGAAGUGCCAUUGACAUUUGACAUGUCUCUGACCAAGACGUGUGCAUCAUCCAUUUCGGAGAAAACCAACGGACACGAGAGGACAAAUUUCACUUGUGUCCUGGGCUGCACCGCUUCUGGACAAAAGCUCCCCCCGAUGGUGAUUUUCAAGCGCAAAACUAUGCCGAAAGACCAACUCUCGAAGGACAUUGUAGUUAAAGUCAACCAGAGAGGACGGCUAUCAGAAUAUCUGAUGAAGGAGUGGCUAACGGAGUGCUACGGAAAGCGCUCAGGAGGAUUUUUUCGCAGGAAAAAAGCGCUGCUUGUUUUGAACAGUAUGAGGGCCCACAUCACCGAUUCGGUGAAAGCAGCCAUCAAAAGAACCAGCUCAAUUCCCGCUGUUAUUCCUAGAGGUACAGAAAAGUAUUUGCAACCCCUUGACAUCAGUGUGAAUCGGGCAUUUAAAGCAGCAUUCAGGGGUGAAAGGAAGGCUUGGAUGAGUAGCGGGGAUAAAUCCUUCACAGAAACUGGCCGAAUGCGAAGAGCGUCAUUUUCUGAGGUCUGUCAGUGGAUCCUAGCAGCGUGGAGCAGAAUGAAUGAAUCCACCAUCAUCAGUGGGUUCCGAAAGGCCGGACUGCUGCGUGAAGAGGGCACCACAGCUUCAGAGCCAGCUUUACCCCGGGAUGACUGCAACACGGAGAGUAACACUGACAUAGAGACAGAAAAGUAUUAUGUUGAAAUGGAGCAGCUCAGCAAGCAAGAGAGGGACUUCAGUUCGCACCAGAAGAAAGCAGAACCUCUGCAGAUUAAAGAAGAGCAAGACGGGGCAGAACGUCAACGGAUGAGAGGGGACCAGGAGGAACGAAAUCCCCCAGACCUUAAAGAAGAGCAGCAGGAGUUUGAAGCUUCCCAAAUAAAAGAGGAAGACGAGGAACUCUGUGUCAGUCAGGAUGAAGAUCAUCUUCUGCUGAAGUGGAAGACGUAUACCUUUGAGGUUUCUCCUGUAAACGAAGAAAAAUACCACUUUGAACCAGACGGGAACCAACUGGACCUCCAGGAUGCUGCUGAAGCUGAGAACCAGGUUCAGGAAGAAAACGACUCGCAGUUAAAGCAAGACGACGACCUGGAGCCAAAUGGGAAAUAUUGGAAAAGUCUGUUCUCUGGAGAAAUGCAUGAUGGGUUUUUUCCUCAAGAUGGCAGGAAACGCAGGAGGAUCCACACAGACCGUCCCUCGUUGUUCAGAAGACAAACAUCUAAACGUCAAAGCAGUGAAACACAGGACAGCAGGAUUCGAACCAGAGUCCCACCAGUGGAAAGUGAUGACAGCUGCCUCAGCGACAGCGACGACAGCGAUGAGGACAACAGACCAAAACCAAGUGAUGAAAGCAGCAGUGACGAAGAGUCCGACGGCAGCAACGAUCCAGCUGCCAGCACCAGCGCCGCUGCACCCUGCGCUCGGUCGGCCUCUGUUGAAGCGAGACGAUGGCGAAGGUUGUCGUGGGAGACGGUGCAGUCAGAGGACUCUGCGAAAGACGUCCCGACGUGGCGAGGUUCUCUUCCCGCGUCUGAUGAAAUUGUAGAAAUCAGAGAACCCAUUCAGUACUUCCGGGACUUCUUCGACACGGAUCUUCUGGAUACUAUUGUAGAACAAAGCAAUCUGUAUUUCAUUCAGGAAAGCACACGCAAUCGUUACACUGGCCUCAAGCUGGAUCGAAAUGAACUCGAGCAGUUUAUCGGGACUUUAGUGUACAUGAGUAUUCUACAUCUUCCAAAUUCGGGAAUGUACUGGUCCAAUGAGUGCCGAGUAGAGUAUGUGGCUGAUGUGAUGACCCGGGAGAGAUGGAAGAAGAUUAAGGAGUUCCUUCAUUUCAACGACAACAGCACCAUGGCCGCCAACAGUGGAGACGCACUCUUCAAAAUUAGGCCGGUUUUUGAUUCACUUCUCCAAAAGUUUAACAGCCUCCCUAAAGAUCAGAUGCUGUGUAUUGCUCAGCAAAUGGUCCCUUUAAAAUGUGAUUCUAGUCUGGUGCAGUAUAUCCCCAAAAGGUCACGCGAAUCGGGAUACAAGAUCUUCAUGUUGUGUGAUACAAAGGGCCUGAUUCACUCGUUCGAUGUAUUCACAGGGAAAAUGGAUCCUCUACCUGGAGAACCAGACAUCGGGACAAGUGGAAACAUUGUCCUGAAGCUUACACAAGUCAUCCAUGGUUCUGCCAAUCAUCUUUUGUAUUUUGACAGUCAGUUUACAUCCUUUGAUUUGUUUGCAGCUCUCACAAAGAAGGGGAUACCAGCCCUUGGAGCUGUGGAGAAAAAUGGCCUCCGAAGCUGCAGUUUUAGCACAGAUCCUGAGUUGAAGAAGAAAGGAUUGGGGUCGUUUGAAGAGAAGAGGGCUGCCGUCGACGAUGUGGAAAUAAGAGCAGUCAAGUGGUUUUACUACGGGGGGGUGACUGUUACUAGCACCUUUGCUAGUGCCCAUCCUGUGGCCAACGUCCAAAAAUGGAGCAGAAAGUUGAAGCAGAAACAAUCAGUGGAAUACCCAAACAUCAUCAGCCUGUACAACAAGUUUGUGGCCGGCAUCCAUGCUCUUGAUGUGCUGAUUACAUCCUAUCGCACCCAGAUUAGGUCCAGAAAGUACCACCACAGGUUGUUUUGUCAGUUACUUGAUAUGGUCAUUGUGAACAGCUGGCUGUUAUACAAACGUGAUUGUGAAUCGUUGGGUAUUCCAAGACGGAGGCAGAAGGACUUUCUUGCUUUUAGGGUUUCAGUUGCACAAGCUCUUUUUAUGCAAGGCAAAGACCUGUCCAAGAAGAAGAGGGGAUGGCCUUACUUUGACGUCGAAAGUGAAUUUGAGAAGAAGAAACGUCGAGGCCCGGCUAAGGAUAUUCCGACACUGAAAGUGCGUUCAGACGCUGUCGGUCACUGGCCGGUGGUGGAGAGCGGACGGCAACGCUGCAAGAUGCCUCAGUGUAAGGGCCAGACUGUCUUCAAAUGUUCAAAGUGCAAAGUGCAUCUGUGUCUCAAGAAGAACAAGAACUGUUUUCGACAUUUUCACAAGUAACUCUUUAUUUUGUUGGUUUUCUUUCUGCAAACAAGGUGACACCAAUCCUCUUCUGUGAUUGCAGCAAAAAUGAUUGAACAUACGCUGAUGUUCAACUUCCACAAUCUGUUUCAACAUCAAUAAAAUACUAUACAUACCAGAGACUAGAAAAUGUAUUUAUUUACAAUCACAGGGGAAGCUAAAAUGCAUAAUUCCUAAAUUUAGAUCUGUUAUACUCAGCAAAUAUUCAUUUAAAAUGAAUUCAGCCGAGUAGCUUUUCCUUUUCUGAUUCCUUGGUAGACUGUGAUGAAUUCUGAAUAGUGUCUCUACGUGAAUCCAUGAGAGCAAAUUGUAUUUUAUAGGACAUGCUGAAAUGAACACAGACGUUUGCUUGUUGAAAGCAGCGUAUUGAAUGUUGGUGUUUACAUAAAAUGAGUUUAUACUGAUGUGAUUGCCGUCUUUUUUUUUUAUUAUGCUGAUUCCACGUAUGAACAAUACAAUACUAUUUUCUGCUAUAACCCAUUAUGUGAAAAAUAAAGUAAUAAAAUUAAUCUCUCACAAA